UGCAAACCGAUAUUUAAUUAAAGUGAUCAGGAUCAGAGAUUUGUGAAGUUAAUAAUUUUGGUUGGCUAUUAUACCAAACAUUUCAUAAUGGUUGUAAUGGAUAAUAUCACCCUCUUGCGCCUAGAGAACGGUGGUCUGGAUGAUGUAAAGAAUAUAUUAAAGAAUUUCAUUGAGAAGCAUAAACAAUCUUUUACAUUUGCUGAGCUGAACAUUGAUGAUCGUCGCAAGAAGCUUUGGACUCUUCUCUUCUCACAUCUGGACAAACCAUCCUCAGCCAGUUGCCACAAAGAAUGUCUGGCAUGUGUUCGCAUCUUGAGCCGGGAGAAGGCGGACUUGGAAGAGUUGUGUUGUGAGAAGUGGAUGAACAUUCUUCUCUACCAUGCGGGUUUGGUGCCGCAGGAACAAGCCAUGCUCAUGACUAACCAGCCGUUUGACAACUUUGAUGUUGUCCUGGAGGCCAUGAAGUGCUUGUGCAACCUGAUUUUCAACUGUGAGCAGGCUCAGAAGUUGUGUAGUCACAACCAUGCCAUUGAGGCUAUCAUGAUCCGCCUCCGCACCUACCGCGACCCACUACUGCCUCAUGAGAUCAAGUUCUUCGACAUGAGGAUGCUGUUCGUCAUGACUGCCCUCCAGCCUGAAAUAAGACCCCGCUUAAAGGAAGAGCUACAUGGAUUGACCUACUUAAUGGAAAUCUUAGACCUAAUACUGAAGGAAGCCUCAGGAGAAGAAGAAGAACGCACCGCUUGUUCUAGACCACCAGUUUUACUAGACAGUCAAGUACAGCUGGCCAGUGAGGUGCUGAAGGUGUUGUUCAACCUGACAUGCAAGAGUCAAGGAGUGCCAGAUGAGUUGCUGAGUACCGGUAUGCUUUGUCAUGUUGACAGUCAAGUACAGCUGGCCAGUGAGGUGCUGAAGGUGUUGUUCAACCUGACAUGCAAGAGUCAAGGAGUGCCAGAUGAGUUGCUGAGUAUGCUUUGUCGUGUUGACAGUCAAGUACAGCUGGCCAGUGAGGUGCUGAAGGUGUUGUUCAACCUGACAUGCAAGAGUCAAGGAGUGCCAGACGAGUUGCUGAGUAUGCUUUGUCGUGUUGACAGUCAAGUACAGCUGGCCAGUGAGGUGCUGAAGGUGUUGUUCAACCUGACAUGCAAGAGUCAAGGAGUGCCAGACGAUGCUGAGUACCGGUAUGCUUUGUCAUGUUGUAGGACAGUCAAGUACAGCUGGCCAGACAGUCAAGUACAGCUGGCCAGUGAGGUGCUGAAGGUGUUGUUCAACCUGACAUGCAAGAGUCAAGGAGUGCCAGACGAGUUGCUGAGUACCGGUAUGCUUUGUCAUGUUGACAGUCAAGUACAGCUGGCCAGUGAGGUGCUGAAGGUGUUGUUCAACCUGACAUGCAAGAGUCAAGGAGUGCCAGACGAGUUGCUGAGUAUGCUUUGUCGUGUUGACAGUCAAGUACAGCUGGCCAGUGAGGUGCUGAAGGUGUUGUUCAACCUGACAUGCAAGAGUCAAGGAGUGCCAGACGAGUUGCUGAGUACCGGUAUGCUUUGUCAUGUUGACAGUCAAGUACAGCUGGCCAGUGAGGUGCUGAAGGUGUUGUUCAACCUGACAUGCAAGAGUCAAGGAGUGCCAGACGAGUUGCUGAGUAUGCUUUGUCGUGUUGACAGUCAAGUACAGCUGGCCAGUGAGGUGCUGAAGGUGUUGUUCAACCUGACAUGCAAGAGUCAAGGAGUGCCAGACGAGUUGCUGAGUACCGGUAUGCUUUGUCAUGUUGACAGUCAAGUACAGCUGGCCAGUGAGGUGCUGAAGGUGUUGUUCAACCUGACAUGCAAGAGUCAAGGAGUGCCAGACGAGUUGCUGAGUAUGCUUUGUCGUGUUGACAGUCAAGUACAGCUGGCCAGUGAGGUGCUGAAGGUGUUGUUCAACCUGACAUGCAAGAGUCAAGGAGUGCCAGACGAGGAGGAGGACGCCCAGCUGGUCAGACUGGAGUCCAUACUCAAGGAUCUACUCUUGUGUGACACAGAGCCUGCAUCCAACAAGGAAAUGCUGCACACGCACGUGGUAAACUUGCUGACCACAAUGCCAGGCAAGUGCCACCAAGAGUUAAUGACUCCUCUGACGAAAGAUGUACCCAAGGAUGCAGAGUUUGAGGGAUACAACAUGGAGGCCAUGGCUGUCCUCGUUGGCUUCCUGACCACCAGGCUGGACCAGACUCCGGGUGUACAGAGUCUACAGGAGCGCUUGGCUCCCAUCGUCACAGUGUUGCUGGAGUGUGCCAUCAACCACCGACUGUUGCGCAAGUAUCUGCGAUGGCGCAUACUGCCACCUCUGCGCGACGUGCACACUCGCCCGGAGGAGGGGCAGACGCUGCGCAACAAGCUGUGUCGUCUGCUCACCUCACCUGUCACCAACGUGCGAGACCUGGUAGCCGAGUUGCUGUUUGUACUGUGCAAGGAGAGUGUUUCCCGGAUGAUCAAGUACACUGGGUAUGGCAAUGCUGCUGGACAGUUUGCCAACAGAGGUCUACUGGCUCAACAUCAGGGCAGUCAACCUCACGGACAAUACAGCUCUGACAGUGACAGUGAGACUGAUGAGUAUGCUACUUACAAACACGGCAUCAACCCGGUGGUCGGAUGUUACGAGCCACCCAGGCCUGACCCCACGGCUCACAUGACGGAGGAACAAAAGGAAUAUGAGGCAAUGCAACUGGUCAACAUGAUGGACAAACUGCACAGGCAAGGUGUGAUCAACCCUUGUCGUAUUGGGGAGGAUGGCCGGCCGGAACCUGUUGGACAUAUCAUGGAGUUGCAGGAAGAACUACCUAGACAACAGGUGAGCGGAGGUAAAGUCGAGGGUGCGGACGACUGAGUCAACUUCUGACUGUACUAACAGCUCCAGCUGAUGUGAUACUAACCUCACUGAUGCCACAAGGUUAUCUCAGUGGACUCUCAGAUAUAAGGAUGAAAAUGUCAAUAAUUUAGGGGAACUGGAGAACUUGUAACAUAAAACUUUUAACUUCUAUCUCAUCUAUAGAUACUGAAAGUAUAUUUCUCACCCUUGUUAUUAUCACAGUGCUGUUGUUGACUAAAUAUUAAGUCUUGGUUAGGGAUGGAUUUUACAGCAUGAGGUAGUUUGUCGGUGAAAGAGAUUGAAAGAUUUGUUUCUGUACAGUAGACUCCUACUCGUCAGGAUCCGCUGAGUUCUGUCGGUUAUCCCAAUGCUUUUUCCAAAGUUGCGUAAACAAUCAAGUUAUAAGCUGUUAUAGCACAACUCAAUAGAUUUCACGUCACUGCAAACAAAUUUUAAUUAUUUGUGUUUAUAUUUUUUUUAUUUUACUAAUUUUUUUAAAAACCGUAUGCUAUUUUAAAACUUAUCCUGUAAUUUUUGUUUGAAAUUUUGAUGGUUUUGAAUUAUUAACUGCAUCAAUAUUUGAGACAAGGAAGACUAUAUUAAUUUAACCCUGAUAUGAGGAAAAACGAGUGUGAGCUGGAUGGUUGUUUAGUUAUAGUGAAUUUUUAGUUGGCUUCUACUCUCUCUCUCGCUCUCUCUCUCUAUCUCUCUCUCUCCCUGACGUUCUAACCAUAAGUAACAACUGGCACAAGUGAUAAGAGUGAGAAAUCUCCCAAAACUAUUGUUAAUCCAUACCUCUAUCAAUGGUAGGUUGUUUUAAAGCAUUCAUGAUGAACAUUGAAUAAGUAUUUGGUUAAUUUUUUAGUUCUUGAAUUUUAUAGUUCAACUGCGUACCUUUAAAAAUUGUAUUUUAUUUUAACAUUGCUCUGUAAGAUAAUAUGUGUUCACAUUAUGCAUUGAAGAUUAGUUAUUUGUUAAUUAAAAUGUUUUCUAGUUCCCUUGAUCCUAAUUCAGUAAAUACUUUUCAUCCUUAUGCCUACUUGUCAAAUGAUAUGAUAAGUCGUCUGUUUAUAUAAGUAAUUGAUAAGGGUAAUUUGGUUUCCACAAUGAAAUGGAAAUACUAAAUUAUAUGUGUAGAUGUGAAUCUGUAUAAAAAGGAAGUGAACGGGAACUGUUACCUAAACUAUUAUAUCCCAGGUUUCUUCCACCUCCCGAUUAAUUAUGUUAAAUGAUUUAACACUUUUAAUGGUACGUCCAGUGAGAUCUUUUGUAAGAGAAAUCACUUUGAAGUUGUUUGCUUUGCAAAAAAGAACUAUUGAGUUUAUUGUUUUUUAAAUGUGUUUUUAAAAUCUUUUAUAGUUUAAGGUGGUUAAGCUAAUCCAAUAUAAUUGUUCAAUAUGACUUUGUUUGUAAAUCUGAAGUUUCUUAAACCAGUAAACAGAAUGAUGGAACAAUUUUGUCAUACUGUAGAGAACAGUGUUUUUUAACAAAAAAUGUGUUGCUGGGCAAAAGUUUAUUUUUAUUGGCUACAUUAAAGGCGAUCAGCCGAAGUCAAAGACAUCAGCUGUAAAUUUUUGACAGUAGUAGCAUCUUGUUCGCGGAUUUAGCAAAAAAAUAAUUCUAAUUAAUGAAUAAAUUAGUGUUUAUUAUUAAAUUUAAUUUUUGUUUAUUAUCUCAUUAUACUGUAUGUAUUUUACUUAAGUAAAUGGCCCAUUAUCAAUAUUUAGAUGAAUUUAAAUGUAAACAUAUUUUAUCAGUUUGAAUUCCUCAUAUUGUUGAAGAAGUAAUACCUGUGUUGCAUCUAACUUUCAACAGCUAUUUGUAAAAAAGAUGAGAAGCUUUAGAAAGUUAAUUUAGUUAAGUAAACAAUUUACAACAAUUAACUUUUAGUCAUCCUCAAAAAAUGGUGCAAUAUGACAAAAAAAUAGAGUUCAUCACACAUGCCAAAAGUGUCCCUUUAAUCCUCGCUUAGUUUCAGAUCUCGACAUCACCUAGUCAUUAAACUUGAGCUUGAGUCGUAAAAGUCACUUUAGGUCCUUGUGAUGACAUAUACUAUUUUUUUUGUAAGAAAGCACAGAAUUUACUAUCAUAAGAAAGCACAGUACUUGAAACCUAAUAUGACUUUGUUUGUAUCCAUACUCAAGUUUAAGCUGAAAUUGCAUUUGUAAAUAACCUAACAGAAAUGUGACAAUUUAUUCAUUUCUUACUUUUUGAUUCUGUAGUGUUGCGUUGAUGCUGCCAUGUAUUUUCUAAGGUACUCUUGGGCUAAAUAUUUCUUAAGAUUUUACAUUUUCAUACCAUGAUAAUUUUUUUAAUCAUUGAAACAUUUGAGUAUAUAAGUAAUAAUUGUGUUAUAGGUAAAAAUGUGUUUCGGGACCAAUAAAAAAUUGUGUAUAUUAUAAUAAUUCUCUUAAAAAUGAUUUUAUAAGUGAAAUGUAUGGGCACAUUUUUGUUUUCCCCUUUUAUUAUUGUAUUUUUUAAACUUUGAUUAAUUUCACUCACAGUGGUGAAAAGGAAAUGGAAAAUGAAAGAAAGUAUUUUGAUUUAUUCAGCACUGGUUCUGUAUUAUAUGAGUACAAUCAGACUAAUACGCUUAGCAGUAUGUGUGUUGCGUCUUAGAUUAAAUCAAAUGUGUGAGUAAAAUAGUGGAAUGGUGUGCGAUGUUGUAAUUAAGUUCAAGUUACGUGUUUAAGAAUACCUACCAAAAAACUCAGUAGGAAUAAAAAAAAAACAAUAUUAUGUAUUUAAUAAUCAAUAAAUAAUUUAAAAAAAGUGCAUAAAUGGUUUAUCCUUGUUUAGCCUUAGGAUAGCUUACGUUGGUGCUAAAGACAGUUGUUAAAUACGAUCUGUAGACUAUUAUAAGAAGAAAGAAGGUACUAACACCGUUUUCAGAAACAAUGUUGGAUAUGAGUUUUUGCCAAGAAAGGUUCAACUAUUUGCAGAAAGUACGGUUUUCACAAAUUUCAUAGUAAAUCAGACCGCUAUUGUCUGAACUUUUUGUACCAUGAACGUAUAUAAACAUUCUCAACUAAGCUCAAUACAACUAAUUACCUUAAGAGGGUUCCCUACCCCCGCCGAAAAACGUCAGAAAACCGCUUCCCGCUGUAUCAUAUAGCGAUUCUAGUUUUAACAUUUAAAUUGUGAACCAAACACCAUUUUGUACAUAAAGAGUGGUUCUACUAAGUUUGCUUUUUAAAAAAUUUCUAUGCUUACGCAAUCAAGGGCAACGACUUGUCAAAGUUAGUGAACUUUACAGUUAAAUAAUAAUAUCUUUUUAUGAAAUUAUCGAUUUUUAAUAAAGCAAUAUUAGUGCGAAAUUUAACUAAAAAUAUCAAUUCACUUUUAGUUUCAAGAAAAGAUUAUUUUUUGUAUGUGCAAAAUGAAACCGCGUAAAACCUUGCACGGCGAAAAGUGCUAUGAUUCUGACGGACUCUAGCGGCCUUUAUCGAAACUACUGUCUCGCGGAGGGACCACAAUAAUGCUAAAUGGACCAGCAGACAGCAAUCCUAGGGAAUAUUUUGUCGUCUUGUAGUUCCAACUAAACUCACCAGGGUCGCAGAAAAUUGAAAACAGUUAGAGGUAGGGAACCCCCUUAAGGAUGUGCCUAAAUGAAUGAACUCUAAACCACUGUGAAUUUGGAACAGUUGCUUAUUUUAAAACACAAACAUCAUUUGUCCUUCACUUUCAAUCGUGUUGUCUUAGAAAUAAACAUCAUUAAUUUAUUUUCCUUUUUCCCUCCCAAAUGAUCGUAAGAUGCCCAUUAAUUGAAACUCAACAAGAAAAAACAAUAAUUACACAUUUUAUCGCUCACUAUACGCAUAAAAAAAACUGUAAUUUUCAUUAUUGGAUCCUGAGAUAAAUUUAAAAUACUUUGAAGCUAUACUCUUGAAAUUCUGAAAAAAUUUAAACAAAGAAAGUAAAUCGGUGAUCGUGUAACUAAUUAUUGAAUUUUUCAUAGAAUUUUCAGACAAGUAACCAAGGUUCCUCACGAUUUCAGUUGUAAGAACAAAUUUUUAAAGUUUCCGUUUCGGUUUCAAGAUUUAACAUUUCGGUUUUUGACCAUAAAUAAUGGGGAGAAAUAAUCAAUCUAGGAACCCCUGUUUUAUUAUUGUUUUAAUACAUCGCACACCCUUCUCUUAUGCUAGUUUAAGGUAGAGUAGAUUAUGUGGUGUUGUACACUUUGCCACUUGUAUGGAGUGGCUGUAUUCGUGCUAUGUUAGCAUUCCUAACCCAUAUUGUAAUUAUUAAGCGUGACAAUAGCGUGUGUAUAGAUAUACAGUAGACUAUAGCAGCAUCUCAUAUCAUACAUGUGACAUUGUACACCAAAGUACACAGCGAAUGUUUGCAACUCAGCGUAAAGCGUUUCUUAAGUUCUUGACAUGUUCACUGUUUUGUAAUACUUCUGUUUUAUGUUAGUAUCUUGAAGAUCACAUAGACAACUUGGGUAUAAAAAAUUAUAUAAAUAAAAAUUUAACUUCACGGAUAAAAUCAUGAUAAUAGCAAUAAUUGUUCAUUUAUUUAAAAAUUGUUUGGGGAAAUAUCCUAUAUUUUGUACUAAAUAUAUUUAUGCGUCUGACAAAGUAUGCUCAAUAAUAUGAUGAUUAAUUUAUGUAUACUAGUAGAAACCUGCCAUAAACGAUAAACAAGUUUUCUAACCAGAAGUAAUUAAACCAUCAAUGGUAGACUGAUUAAUUAUGGUAUAAGCAAACGGUACCAGUAACCAAACUAUGAAUAUCUUUGUUCAGGGACUUGUGUCAGUUUUUUUCUUAAAUAAAAAGACUAUUUAGAAAAACACCAGCCCUAUUGUUACCUUGACAAGUCUCAGGACUAGAGAGCCAUAUCAUCUAGAGCUAUAUCAGCUGGUAGGACAAGCAAAGAGCAAUAGUCAGACUCUACAUAUUAAUUGACUGUAAGAUUCCAGUUUCCAACAAUAAUAUGUUAACUAAAAUAUCUGUGGCCAAGUGACCUGCACCAAUAAAAAAAUAAAAUAAAAACAUUAAUAUGGACUUUAUAAGAAAAUUGUAUUGAUGUGCAUGUAUAGGAAACAACACACUUUAAAAAUUAUGUUGGUCUAUUGAAUUUUACUCUAUUGUUGAGUUCAAUGAAAUUUUGAUAUAAUAUUGAUUUGUGGUUUUAAGUUUUUAUAAUUUGACACUACGUACGUUAUUCACUGUUGAUAAUAGUGUCCAAAAAGAACAGUUUUGUAUACAAAUACAACAUAGAAAAAGAAAAAGCCAUACAAAUAUGUUUAGGAAACCAUUAACAGUUAGCUGUUUAGGUGCUACACAAGCCAUGUCAUCUGAUGUUCCGAGUAGGCUGUUAGUAACCCAUCUGACUUCCUCAAGGUUGUCAGGCAAUAGCCCACGUCUGGUGGGAUAGAAUAAAGAAACCAAUAAAACACUUAAAAGUUAGUCUUGUGCUGUAAAACUAAGAUGAAAUGCUUUAGAACAGAGCUUGUUUUUCUAGAAUAUUAGAUAUAAGAGUAAAAACUAGAUAUUAAAACCAAUUUGUACGUUUUCAUUGCCAUUAUGAACAAAAUUUGUUUCAUAAACAUAGACGUAUGAUUCCCAUAAAUUUGUUGUGCCACUUAUUACUUAAUACAACUUAAAUGUUAUAUUUGUCAGUAAAUAACAAAAUAAUGUAAAAACUAGUUAUAGAAUCUUAUAAAACCACAUUCAAACCAGUCUUGAUCAUUUAAACCCUAACUCAUUUGUGUAAAUGUUGUAAACUUAAAAGUGUAAGCUUGAUGUAAAUUUGUGAUGAAAGUAGGUUAGAAACUUUGAACUAUUUAUUGUUUGAAAGGGUAAAAUAAUUUAUCAAAGCAUUUAAUAAUUGUUUCUGUUCUUUUAUGUUUUCAAUAAAUAUAUUGUAAAAU
Macrosteles quadrilineatus (aster leafhopper) is the source of this 8719-nucleotide messenger RNA. RefSeq names its product synembryn-A (gene ric8a). Gene Ontology annotation, cellular component: cytoplasm. Bases 88 to 2862 code for a protein of 924 amino acids. Gene Ontology annotation, molecular function: G-protein alpha-subunit binding; guanyl-nucleotide exchange factor activity. Lineage: Eukaryota; Metazoa; Arthropoda; Insecta; Hemiptera; Cicadellidae. Gene Ontology annotation, biological process: G protein-coupled receptor signaling pathway. The transcript is spliced from 21 exons. The record is from RefSeq and is a predicted model, not a curated record.